AUGCCUCUCAUGCAUCUUGUUGUUUAUGUUGCUAAUUCAUUGAUGACGUCUGAAUUUGGAGAGAUGAGUAGUGAUGAAUUCAAAGAGAGCUAUCUUGCUCCAUUUGAUGAAGUACUUAAAGAUACGAACAUUAGCGACAACUUCUUAACCAAAAGAUAUAAAUAUCCAUUUGGGGAUGCUACUCAUGUGGAUGAUGAUAUCCAAGAGUACUUUAAUGAAAUAGCAAUCCCGAUCAGGGGACUUUAUCGUGAUGUUGGUGAUAUGGACAACUAA
Messenger RNA from Debaryomyces hansenii CBS767, 273 nucleotides. Its product is annotated as DEHA2E00352p. The coding region runs from base 1 to 273 and encodes 90 amino acids. The record is from RefSeq and is a predicted model, not a curated record. The transcript has a single exon. Lineage: Eukaryota; Fungi; Ascomycota; Pichiomycetes; Serinales; Debaryomycetaceae.